CGCCAUUCCAUUUCAUUUGGUUCGCACGAUUCAUUUAUCUAUCUGCUUCUCUUCUCUUUGCUCAACACAAUCUAUAUCUAUCUCACUCAUUCAGACACCAACACAUCCUCAUGUGUCUAAUUCUACCUUGCUUGUAUUUGUAGCGCUAUUACUCCUUGCUGUGUAAAUGGCACAUGUUGAUGUUAUUCGAUUACAGUUUCAGCCCUUUCGGUUCUCCUCUUCCUCUUUCUUCACCCCCUCACCGCUCUCUGCUAAGAUCCUAUUCUCUCCUCUCGCCUAUUCUUCUUCUAGGCCAGCGCCACCAGCUACUCUUGCUUUCCCCCCCAGAAAGCAUUUGCUUUCUUUCAAGGUAUCUGCAACUGUUGCUGAAACAGGUCAGCCAAAAUGGUGGGAAAAGAAUGCACCAAAUAUGAUUGACAUUCACUCCACGCAAGAAUUUCUGAGUGCUAUGAGUCAAGCUGGGGAUAGACUAGUUAUUGUUGAAUUUUAUGGAACUUGGUGUGCUUCUUGCCGAGCAUUAUUCCCCAAGCUAUGCAGAACAGCUGAAGAACACCCUGAAAUUGUUUUCCUCAAAGUAAAUUUUGAUGAGAAUAAGCCAAUGUGUAAAAGACUGAAUGUUAAAGUACUUCCUUACUUCCACUUUUAUCGUGGGACUGAGGGGCAGCUUGAAUCAUUUUCAUGUUCACUUGCCAAGUUUCAAAAAAUAAAGGAUGCCAUCGAGAUACAUAACACAGCUCGAUGCAGCAUCGGUCCACCUGUGAGCAUUGGCGAUCUGCUUGCUGAACCUUCUUCAGUUGCCAAGGAUAGACCAGCAGAAUCUGUGUAACCAUAGUAGUACUUAUGUUCUCGCUUUUGUAUUAUAAGUUGUCUCACAAAGGGAAACCCCAAAGAAGGCUGUACUCCAGAGAAACUUAUGAUGUAAAGGAUAUAUGUACUCUGUAUAUUUACUAUUUUUAUAUUUUUUUUUUCGUAUUAGAAGAAUUCCGAGCAGAA
Molecule: messenger RNA, 993 nt
Organism: Glycine soja
Lineage: Eukaryota; Viridiplantae; Streptophyta; Magnoliopsida; Fabales; Fabaceae
Product: thioredoxin-like 2, chloroplastic
Exons: 4
Coding region: 167-826 (219 amino acids)
Biological process (GO): cell redox homeostasis
Source: RefSeq, a predicted model, not a curated record